CGCACAGCACUUCGCGUACCUCAUCUCUGUGCUCCUGCCCAGCCUCCAAACAAGCGACGAGCCAUUGGGAUUGCACCACGUUAACUCCUUUCCUGAAGCCUCUGAAGGUUGAAGGUCGGGUCCUGCAAUGGGAUAUGGUCCCUCUCAGAUGACUGAAGAUUUAAAAAACAGAGAAUCAGAAAAGCAUAAAGAGAAGGCACACUGAAAAUAAGUCUGCUUGUGCAGAAUAAAAAACCCUUCCCCAUUAAGCUGUUUUCCCACUCUUCACCAAAAUGUCAGCUGUCACUUCGGCAACCCCAGAACCUCCUGCAGCCGCAAACCCUCCUCCUCCUGAGGUGAUCAACCCUACCAAACCUGGCCGCAAGACCAACCAAUUGCAGUAUAUGCAAAAUGUUGUUGUCAAGACACUGUGGAAGCACCAGUUUGCAUGGCCAUUUUAUCAGCCUGUUGAUGCUGUUAAGCUUGGCCUUCCGGACUAUCACAAGAUCAUAAAGAACCCAAUGGAUAUGGGCACAAUCAAGAAAAGACUGGAGAGCGUUUACUACUACAGUGCAAGCGAGUGUAUGCAGGACUUUAACACAAUGUUCACAAACUGUUAUAUUUACAACAAGCCAACAGAUGAUAUUGUGUUGAUGGCACAAGCGUUAGAGAAGAUCUUCCUUCAGAAAGUGGCCCUCAUGCCUCAGGAGGAGGUGGAGCUGCUUCCACCAGCCCCGAAGGGGAAAGGGCGCAAACCAGCAGGGCCUGGUCAGCAAGAUGGAGCCGUCUCCACUGGCUCGCCCACAUCUGUUUUUCCUGAUGCCACAUCGCCGAGUUCACAGACAGCAGUCGUAUCUCCAGCUCCAGUGCCCGCUAUCACCCCUAGCAUACCAGCUGUACAGAACACAACUGCUGCUGCUGUGAUACCCAGCAUGCCUCCAUCACAACCCACAGUUAAAAAGAAAGGAGUAAAGAGGAAAGCAGACACAACCACCCCUACUACCUCUGCUAUCACCGCGAGCAGGAGCCAAUCGCCCACCCCAAUUUUAGAAGGCAAGCAGAGCAAGGUGGCAUCCCGGCGAGAAAGCACCGGCCGCCCAAUUAAACCACCUAAAAAGGAUUUUGAGGAUGGUGAACUAGGCGUGCACGGAGGCAAAAAGGGCAGACUUUCAGAACAGCUCAAGUACUGCGAUGUCAUCCUUAAAGAAAUGCUGUCAAAAAAACAUGCCGCAUACGCUUGGCCUUUUUACAAGCCUGUUGAUGCAGAGGCUCUCGAGCUACAUGACUACCAUGAUAUAAUUAAACACCCCAUGGACUUAAGCACAGUGAAAAAAAAAAUGGACAGUCGAGAGUACCAAGACGCUCAGACUUUUGCUGCAGAUGUCCGAUUAAUGUUCUCAAAUUGUUACAAGUACAACCCCCCUGAUCAUGAGGUGGUUGCUAUGGCCAGAAAACUUCAGGAUGUGUUUGAAAUGCGUUUUGCAAAGAUGCCCGAUGAGCCAGUGGAGGUUCCUGGGGCAGGCGGUGUAGGCGGGGCCGGUGUGGUCAGUAAGAGUACUGUCAGCAGUGGGAGUAGUGGCGACUCCUCCACCUCUGACAGCUCCGACUCUGAGGAGGAGAGGGCCACCCGGCUUGCCGAGCUGCAGGAACAGGUGGGUGCGGAACAGUGUAUCUCUUUGGAGCACCCCAUUGGUAGCAGAAAGGGGAUAAAAAACGGGUGCACCAAGAAUAAUCAGCUGAAAGCCGUCCACGAACAGCUAGCUGCUCUUUCUCAGGCCCCUGUAAGUAAGCCAAAGAAAAAGAAAGAGAAGAAAGAAAAAGAUAAGAAAAAGGAGAACAAGCACAACAAAUCCAAGCCAGAGGAAAAAGCCAAGCCCGGACAGCCACCGAAACCAGUUCAGCAGAAAAAGGGUCCGACCAGAAAGGCUAACAGCACUGUUCCAGGCAACAGGCAACCAAAGAAGGGUGGCAGAGGGCCAGGCUAUGAGUCUGACGAGGAGAUGUCGCUCCCUAUGACGUACGAUGAGAAACGGCAACUGAGCCUCGACAUUAACCGGCUGCCUGGAGAAAAGCUGGGUCGGGUGGUCCACAUCAUUCAGUCCAGAGAGCCUUCGCUGCGUGAUUCCAACCCUGAUGAAAUCGAGAUAGAUUUUGAGACGCUGAAACCUUCCACUUUGCGUGAGCUUGAGCGAUACGUCAAGUCAUGUUUACAGAAGAAACAGAGGAAACCUCCACAGAAAGGAGGUUCUGGUCCGUCUCGGCUCAGCGGCAGCAGCAGUUCCUCAGACUCGGGCAGCAGCAGCUCCAGCGGCUCCACUUCAGACAGCAGUGACUCCGACUGAACACCUUUUUAUUUACUUUUUUAUUUUUAUUUUUUUAAAAAACAUUGUAUGCAGUCAAGGUUGUUUCCCCUCUGAGACUUUUUAUAAGAAAGAAAGAAAAGAGACAAUAAAAAUGCAUCAUGUCAGAACUUUUUUUUUUUUUUCUUUUUCUCGGAAAUGUCAUGAAGAAAAUUACAGAUUAAAAAAAAGCAAAUUAAUAGAUUGCUUUUUAUUUCCACUGACUCUGAAAGGGAUGUCCUGAAACUGCAAAGAGAAGUCAGUAAUUCUCUUUCCUGGUAAUGUUGUACAUUACCAUCGCAAAAUAAAACAUCCCAUCUCACCAGAGAGAGCAGAAAACUGAACGCUCACACUCUUCUCUCCUGAUUCGACUUCUGCACCAGUCUGUGUUGUAUUUAUUGUUUUGUUUUUAUUUAGUUUUUGCCGUGGCCUCAUAUUUUCCCCUAUUGGACGCUGUGCCAUUAUUGACUUUUUUUUAUUAUUACUUUUAUUAUUGUCCUCUCGUGAACUGAAAUGUGUGUCUAUGAAAAUCAUGCCUUUCCCAUUGUCACAAAUCUCAAGUAGUCCAGGGGAACAAAUGGCUUUAAUUAGGCAUUACAAGGUCUUUAAAGUUAAUUUGGCCAUUAUCAUACAGUAGAACUAUAUUAAAACCAUCUCAUACUCUCUUCAACUUAUAAAUGUUUGGUCAUGGGAUUCAAGUAGAUUUGGGUUUUUUUGUUGAGAUGCUUUGCAGUGAUGUGAACAUGUAAAUCAAGAUCACGUGCAGACUUCCUGUUUUAUUAAACAUCUUGGUCAGCAAUAAACGCAAUUCCAAACAGACUGACAUUUUCACAUACGAUAUCUAUUAGAUGAUUCUGAAAGGGUUGAUGUGAAUACUGACUCCUGUCAUCUGUACCUUGAUCUUUACUAUUGUGAUAAAGCUAAUGAUGAUUUAUUUCCAGUGUUUUGACAAUGAUCGUUAAAUCACAGAGUCUUCCUCUUCUCACGCUCUUGCAGAAUUGAAUUAUGAAUGUAAGGCUAUUGUAGAGCUUAUGAAUAGUACGCAGUUCCACUCAGGAGUGUUUUCCCUUCUGAAGAUUUCCAGCCAUUCUUCAUGUGGAUUGCUUUACGAUAUCUUAGAAUAACUAUGCUUUUGAUUAUUUUCUGAAGUGUUUGUAAGAUAUUGUAAUGUCCUCUCUGAAUUUUGUUUUUAAACACUUGUAAGUAUUGUAAAGGGAACUGGUAUUUGUUUUAUUUUCUCGAAACAGUUUUGGAUGUAUGGGCUGGUGUUGUGAAAAUAGUUUGCAGGAUCACUUCUGUAAUCUUUUGGCAGCCAAAAUUAAUGAGGGACAUGUAUCUUUCAGACUAAUUAAAACACUAAUAGAUUUAGUCAAAUCAUAAUUAUUUGAAAGUUUCAGUCAUGGUAUUCAUGAUUUUGUUGUUGUCUGUCUUCAUUGGGUGCAAAACUUCCCUGAAUCACUUCUGAGUGUCUGAUAUAAGUAAUGAUCGACUUCUUACUGGUUAGCGAUGGAAUGAAACUAAAUAUAUGACUAUAUAGAGAAAUAUAUUCAAGUAAAUUUGAAUUUAGGCCCUGAUUUGAAACAGAAAGGUUUUUUAUAUUUAAAUCAAAGUUUACUUUUUAUCUUUGACAUGCAUGCUGAUUUAUUGUAUUUUUCUUAUACAUUUUUGAGCUGUUUAUAGUUAUACUUCUGUAAAUGUCAGUCAUGGAAACAACAAAAUCAAGAAUACAGUGUGAGUAGAUGUAGAUGUGAGGUUGGGACGGAGGCAGUGGUAGAGGCUAACAUUUGAUGUAAAUGCCUGGAAUGUCUCCAGGUACAUUUUUUUCAUGACAAAAUGACAAAAGACUUUA
Danio aesculapii is the source of this 4167-nucleotide messenger RNA. RefSeq names its product bromodomain containing 3a (gene brd3a). The record is from RefSeq and is a predicted model, not a curated record. Lineage: Eukaryota; Metazoa; Chordata; Actinopteri; Cypriniformes; Danionidae. Gene Ontology annotation, cellular component: nucleus; chromatin. The transcript is spliced from 12 exons. Bases 273 to 2321 code for a protein of 682 amino acids. Gene Ontology annotation, biological process: chromatin remodeling; regulation of DNA-templated transcription.